AUGACAUAUAGCCAGAUGAAUGUUGGAUUUUCUGUAAGAAAUACGUAGGUACUGAGGUACUUACUAAAGCUGUCCCGCAUUAAGUCAGCCAUCGACGGGCAUUAAUUGGAGAAACCUUAUGCAUGCAUGCAUGCGCUACUCGAGUUUCACGCGUUUCGAGGAAAGCGAUAGCGAUAAACUAGGCAAUCGCCCUAACAAAUAUAUCCUUGGAUAUCUAAGUAUUAAGCGUAUCUAAACUUAUCGUUAAUACAUCCUACUCCACCACUAGAGAAAGAUCACCACUCCCUAUCACGCGAGCGUCUCGAGCUUUCAUGCAUGCCUUCUUUUGAACAACCCCUACAAGAGUCCGCAAGUCCUCUUGUUCGAUCAGAGGUUGCCAUCACGUCCGACCAUGACCCCGCCAUGAGUGAUCAAAAACCCGCGGAUCCGCUACCUACUUCACCGACCGUCACAACUGUCUCGUCGGACUUAGAACAUGUCGAGGCUUCGAGGAAACAAAAAGAUGACGAGACCGACGCAGGCGUACCAGGGCCAAGCGCCUUGGACGGUCAGCCGGCUCAGAGUCAAGAUCAGAACAUCCUAAUAGACCUUCCCAAAGACAAGGUUCCAACAGAUCGAAGAACCAACAAAGGAAAGAAUACAGAGGUGGAAGAUGGGCUAAUUAAUAAUAUACACCAAGAAGCGACGCCUGAUGUCCCAGUCGACCCUAUGGAAUCCUCUGUCGCAACUAUCAAGCCUGCGAAACCGCAAUACCUAACAAUUACACCAGUUCCUUACGUCGACCCGACUCCUCCAACUCCAGAAGGGUCCCAACCCCCAUCGAGAACCAACUCCGCCCAUAGAUCGAGGGGACACGGGUUAGAACCAUCGCCGACUCGAUCCGAUGCUGGCUACGACGAGAGGCGUUAUCCGAGCGAAGAUGAACAGGAGGGGACCUCUCGUUCAGAAAUUCAAAGUAUUAUGGAGCAAUUUCCUGAAGAUGGCGGUGGCCCGGGAGAAGCCGAAGUGAUGAGUCCACGACUGGAAAUUACUUCACCGCUUUUAGGUAGCCCUUCGAUACAACACCCACCACGAAAGUCCAGCCUCGAGCCCCUUGCUCCGAGUAUUGCUCAGCAGUUGCAAGAGAUGCAAGGCUUAAGACUCUCAAAUACGUCUCCGACCAGCACACGAUCAAAGGAUAAGUUGAUUGAAAUCGAUGAUCAAGGCCCGCCCGUCCCUCCGAAAGAUGGUCCGUCGGACGAGAGAGGCUUCCCUGCGGAUUCACAGGCUUCAUCCGCAGCACCACUACAUCGACCACCGCCGCCCGAACCCGAGCCCGAACCAGUGCUUCCGUUUGAUUUCCAUCGAUUUUUAGAGCAGUUGAAACAUAAAAAAGCUGAUCCCGUAGCGAGAUAUCUCAAGUCGUUCCUAUCGGAAUUCGCGAAACGUCAGUGGAUGGUUCACGAGCAAGUCAAGAUCAUCAGUGAUUUCCUUGCCUUCAUCGCCAAUAAAAUGGCCCAAUGUGAGGUAUGGAGCGAAGUAUCAGACGCGGAGUUUGAUAACGCCAGAGAAGGAAUGGAGAAGCUUGUUAUGAAUAGACUUUAUACGCAGACCUUUUCACCCGCAAUACCUCCUCCCCAACCUAUCCCCGGCGCGAAACCGAAGCGCCGCGGAGGAGAUCGACCGAUGGGACCAGGACGACGUGGACAGCACCAAGAAGACGUAGAGAGAGAUGAAAUCCUAGCACAGAAAAUCGGCAUAUAUGGUUGGGUUCGAGAGGAACAUCUAGAUAUUCCGCCCUCCAGCGAUAGCGGCAAAAGAUUUCUCGCUCUGGCUCAGCAGGAACUUCUUAAAAUUAAGUCCUACCGAGCACCGCGAGAUAAAAUCAUCUGUGUUCUCAAUUGUUGCAAAGUCAUAUUCGGACUCCUCAAACAUAAUAAGUCGGACUCUUCCGCCGACUCCUUCAUGCCGCUUUUGAUCUAUGUUGUAUUACGGUCCAAUCCUGACCACCUAGUUUCUAAUGUUCACUACAUCCUGCGAUUUCGGAACCAGGAAAAACUCGGGGGAGAAGCUGGAUAUUAUCUAUCAUCCCUUAUGGGUGCCAUCCAGUUCAUUGAGAAUAUGGACCGUACCACUCUAACCAUAUCAGAUGAAGAAUUCGACAAGAACGUAGAGGCAGCCGUAUCUGCCAUCGCAGAGAAGCAUCGAGCAGAGGAGCCACCCGUAUCACCCCAACCACAACAGUCGGAAAAAUCCGGGCUAUAUCCUCCAGGGACGUCUUCCGCGCGCCCAUCUCUCGACCUGGAUGGAUCGAGCGCGUCGCGUAGAUCCACCUCGUCCAAUGAAGGCAACGAUUCGAGUGAAGAAGGCCCGGCAAUCUCUGGACUACUCCGUUCAAUACAGAAGCCCCUGUCGUCCAUCGGCCGCAUAUUUUCAGAAGAUACUAGUGGUGCCGGUCCCAGUUCUCCCAACCGUUUACCUCCACAGGAUACUUCCUCGCGACUUAGCCCGCGACCCAGCAUCGAGACUCGACAUUCAAUGGACGUGCGCCAGCGUCUCUCCGCCGAAGAAGCCGCCGCAAGACAGGCGAGUGCUGAAGUUGCUGAAGCUCAGAGGAUACACCGAGCAGAACACAACACCGUCGUGGAGACCCUUGCUGGAAUGUUCCCGGAUUUAGACCGAGAUAUUAUUAGUGAUGUUGUUUAUCAGAAAGAGGGAAGGGUUGGUCUCGCAGUCGAUGCAUGUCUUGCCUUAAGCGCAUGAUUAUGAUAUAAAGAACGGUGAAAUAGGACUCCAUAGAGCGACGAUGAAUUGAAAUGGAGCAGGAACGUAAAUUAGAUAUCUUCAAAUAGUCGAAAUGGGCAUAUGAGGUGUUAACGUCAUCGUCCUCAUAUGUCGCCUUCAACUCGGUGAUACUCGCAUUUUAGGUGCUACCCCUAUCCAAAAGACUUAAUCGUGAAUGAAGGUAUACCCCGCAGUAACAUCUACUAAGUACCUAGGUAUACUCGAUCAAGUAAUCCUACCCCUAUAACCAUUUUUAAGAUACUAGUCGAAUAGUCGGGUAGAGGGAGUUGCCCGUUACGACAUUGUGCGCAUU
Hypoxylon trugodes is the source of this 3076-nucleotide messenger RNA. RefSeq lists its product as uncharacterized. Bases 316 to 2742 code for a protein of 808 amino acids. Gene Ontology annotation, biological process: vesicle-mediated transport. The transcript is spliced from 5 exons. Lineage: Eukaryota; Fungi; Ascomycota; Sordariomycetes; Xylariales; Hypoxylaceae. Gene Ontology annotation, cellular component: endocytic vesicle; cytosol. The record is from RefSeq and is a predicted model, not a curated record. Gene Ontology annotation, molecular function: small GTPase binding; guanyl-nucleotide exchange factor activity; ubiquitin binding.